AUGGAUCGCUGCGACGUCGCUCUCCGGGAGCUUGAGUUUGCACAACAGGACGUUGUCGAGCCGUCCUUGCUCGGCAUCGUUGGAGGACUAAUGAAUCUUGCACGAAUCAGGCAAGUAUUCGACGCGGAUACCGUUGCUGUACUACGCUCAGCAGAUGUCAACCAAUCCGCGGAACUCAUACUCUCCCGCCCUCUGCCGCAGAGGAACCCUCAGGUAGCCUCCGCUCUGAAACACUGCGCCAAUAUCUUCGAGGUACCGUCUAAGAUGGGCAUCAUGCUCUACGCAAGGACCAAGCUUGGUACUUGGUCCCUAGAACAGACUAUGGCGGCGUACGAAUAUACCAUUUUGCUAUCGAAAUGGUUGGACAGACUUUCUUCAUCGUUGCGAGAACAUUCAGCCACAAUUUGGGAGGAAGAGAUAUAUAUCCAAGUUGAUGAACAGACACGACUUGUCUAUUUGGAUUUGGAAGAUUCAAGCGGGGAGGUCCUCACUCAAACGUCCACGGCCUUGCUCUCAGUGGCGGUGGUGCAAGUACUGGCGCAGAUGUUUGCGUGCCAGACCAACAGGCCACUGACACAAAGGCUUUCGCGAAUUCUCAAUCAAUAUGUCUCCCUGAAACAGAAUCAGAUGCUCUAA
Messenger RNA from Ilyonectria robusta, 636 nucleotides. RefSeq lists its product as uncharacterized. The transcript has 2 exons. The record is from RefSeq and is a predicted model, not a curated record. Bases 1 to 636 code for a protein of 211 amino acids. NCBI's taxonomy places the organism in Eukaryota, Fungi, Ascomycota, Sordariomycetes, Hypocreales, Nectriaceae.